AUGACGACCAUAUCCGAUGCCCGUCCUUCUUUGACGAAGAAUGACUCCGCGGUCCUCCAGGCACUGUUUGACGCCGAAUCUUCCCCUUCAUCAGGCAUCACAGUCAGCCCAUCAAUACCUUCAUGGCCAGCAACAGUGGAUAUCUCUCCCGCUGACCUCAACGUCCUCAAAUCCCGUGAGACACAAAUCAUCCGCGAGCUUCAAACCACCGAAAAUCCAGACGAGGCCACUGUUCGAUCAGCUCUUUCUGAACUGAGCAAACUCGUGGACCAGCACCCAUCGUACCCUCCUGCAUACACCAAUCGCGCACAAACACUGCGUCUCCUGGCCGAUCUCCAAUAUACCCAGGAACACCCGGAUGCCACCGAAUCAAGUCCCGACGAGUCUUUAUUCACUCCGGCGGCCGCCGAGAUUUCAUCUCGUGUUUUCGUGGAUCUUGGAAAGGCCAUCACAUUGGCAACUCCCGCAUCGCCGGCGGAUCCGGUCUCACCUGUUCAGGCACGCCUACUGGCCGAUGCACACACACAUCGUGGGUAUCUGCUGUUGAAAAUGGCGCGGGUGAAGCAGACUCGUACACAGCCAGAAGCGGAUGCUCUUGGCCCGGAGCGGCUGCGUGAAUACAGCGCGGAUCGGUUGGAGGAGAUGGCGAGUCGGGAUUUCUUCUUGGGGGGACGGUACGGAAACAAAGUGGCUCAGCAAUUGGCUGUGCAGACGAAUCCGUAUGCGAAAAUGUGUGGCGCCAUUGUGAAGGAGGCGAUAAGAAAGGAGAUCGAGGGUGGUGCAUGA
Messenger RNA from Penicillium oxalicum, 786 nucleotides. RefSeq names its product protein hmgX (gene hmgX). Lineage: Eukaryota; Fungi; Ascomycota; Eurotiomycetes; Eurotiales; Aspergillaceae. The transcript has a single exon. The coding region runs from base 1 to 786 and encodes 261 amino acids. Gene Ontology annotation, biological process: cilium assembly. The record is from RefSeq and is a predicted model, not a curated record.